CCAAACCUUCCAGCACGCGCUGGAACCUUCCGCCCCUGCGCCCAGUAUAAAAACAAGCCCCCAACUCCUCUCGGCGCAGUUGCCUUGUUUUCCCAGGCGGGUGUGUGUUGCUUGUCAUUAAACAUGGCCUGACCCUCUCCCAGUCUCGUUCCCGAGUACACCCCUUUCAUCUGGUGCUGAACACCCGGGCCUGGCGCGUUGUGGCCCAGACCCCACUGCACUGAACCGCCUGUGGGAGAUUUUUAGAGGAUUUCGUCCCGCUGCCGUUUGAGGAAAUCACUAAACCGUGGCCAUGAUCACUUCCUCUUUUCUGACCUCUGCGGCAGUUUUUGCCUUCAUUACCCUGCAUGUCGGGGCUCUGGACACCUUCAGAGCUGCUGUGUACGAACAUGCUGUCAUCUUGCCAAAUGAAACCAGUGUGCCCGUUUCUCGGGAUGAUGCUGUGCGUCUCAUGAACAAGAAUAUAGAUAUUCUGGAGACUGCGAUUAAGCAGGCAGCUGAGCAGGGGGCUCACAUCAUUGUGACUUCAGAAGAUGCACUUUAUGGAUGGAAAUUUACUAGGGAAACUGUUUUUCCUUAUCUAGAGGAUAUCCCAGACCCUCAGGUGAACUGGGUUCCCUGUCAAAACCCCCACAGAUUUGGUCAUACGCCAGUACAAGUAAGACUCAGCUGCCUGGCCAGGAACAACUCUAUCUAUGUUGUGGCCAAUAUUGGGGACAAGAAGCCAUGUAAUUCCCGAAACUCCAUGUGCCCGUCUAAUGGCUACUACCAGUACAACACCAAUGUGGUGUACGAUGCCGAUGGGAAAUUGGUGGCACGUUACCACAAGUACCACCUCUACUCUGAGCCUCAGUUUGACGUACCUAAAGAACCGCAGUUGGUGACUUUCAACACCACCUUUGGAAAGUUCGGCAUUUUCACAUGUUUUGAUAUACUGUUCCACGAUCCUGCCAUCACUCUGGUGAAAGACUUCCAAGUGGAUACCAUACUGUUUCCCUCAGCUUGGAUGAAUGUUUUGCCCCUUUUGACAGCUAUUGAGUUCCAUUCGGCUUGGGCAAUGGGAAUGGGAGUUAAUCUCCUUGUGGCCAACACACAUCAUGUCAACCUAAAUAUGACAGGGAGUGGUAUCUAUGCCCCAGACUCUCCGAAAGUGUACCAUUACGACAUGAAAACAGACUCAGGAAAGAUCCUCCUUUCGGAGCUGGAUUCACACCCCCGAGUAUCUCCCACCUACCCCGUAGCCGUCAACUGGAGUGCCUAUGCCACCACCAUCAAACCAUUCCCACUACAGAAAACCACUUUUGGAGGAUUUAUUUCCCGGGAUGAGUUCAACUUCACACAACUUUUUGAAGAUGCAGGAAAUCUUACAGUCUGUCAAAAAGAGCUCUGCUGUCAUUUGAGCUACAGAAUGUUAGAAAAAGAAGAGACUGAAGUUUAUGUCCUAGGGGCCUUUACAGGAUUACAUGGCCGAAGGAGAAGAGAGUACUGGCAGGUAUGCACGAUGCUGAAGUGCAGAACUACUAAUCUGACCACCUGUGGUCGGCCAGUGGAAAUUGCUUCUACCAGAUUUGAAAUGUUCUCCCUCAGCGGGACAUUUGGGACAGCAUAUGUUUUUCCUGAAGUGCUACUUACUGAAAUUCAUCUGUCACCUGGAAAAUUUGAGGUGCUAAAAGAUGGGCGUUUGGUAAACAAGAAUGGAUCAUCUGGGCCUAUCCUAACAGUGUCACUGUUUGGGAGAUGGUAUGCAAUGGACACACUUUACAAAUCAUGUGGGACCAGCAAUUCAGCAAUAAUUUACCUGCUGAUAAUCACAUCAUUAAUGAUUGUAACCUUGUACAAUGUUGUGAUGGUAUAGCACAUCUCUUUAUCACAUUUAUUUUUUGUAUCAUAUAUUUUGCUAAAUGCAUUUAUCAGGCUUCUACAUUUACCAAAAAAUUUGGAAGGGCUAUAUUAGUAGUAUAGACCAAUGGUCUCUAAAUGUUUGGUUUUUUUCUUAUCAGGAUUAUUUUUAAGUAUUAUGGUAAUUUUGUCUGUUUUUUGGCAAUGCUGAAAUGUUGCAGUGAAGAUCAAGGGAAAGAGCAUGGGUGUUUGGGUCAAAUCCCAGCUCCAGCCUUAUUUGCUGUGAGAUCUUGUGUGUGUUAAGAGGGUGCAGCGUGAAGAAUUUCAGAGUCAUUGUAAAGACAGCUAUGCCAGUGAAGAAAAGAGUAAUGACGGGACUUCACAGAUUGAUGACUAAAUUUGCUUUGACAUUAUGGACAAUUUGAACUCAUCUAGUUUUUUGUGCUAAUUUGCUUUCCAAUCAGAAAGCAAUGUUGAAGUUGAUCUUCACUAUGUAGGCUGUUUGAAUAUGUUCUAGAAGAAAUGCCAACUAUUGGGCGAUGCCUGCAGCUCAAUGCAUAGGGCGCUGGCCCCAUAUACUGAGGGUGGCAUGUUUGAACCCAGCCCGAGCCAAACAGUAACAAAAAAAUAGCCAGGUGUUGAUUCUCUUGCCUCAGCCUCCCUAGUAGCUUGGACUACAGGCUCUUGCCACAACACCAGGCUAUUUGUUUGUUUGUUUGUUUAGCAGGCUUGGGCAAGCUUCGAAUCCACCAGCCCGGGAGCAUGUGGCUGGUGCCCUAACCACUGACCUAUGGGCGCCCAGCUAGUACUCCUUUCACUUUUCAUAAAAUAUGGAACAUUUCAGGUUUGCCAGGUUUUAUUUGAGGCAGUUAGAUGGCGUGCAGUGUUUUUUCUGUGUAUAUCAUGACUCUUGGACCAUCAUGUUGCCCUUCCAAAAGUUGAAAUGUUGACUAGAAAUCAGCUGCUGACCUUUGGUUUGAGGAAGAUACUAGCAAGGAGUGCCUCACAGGUUCUAAGGACAGUUUGUCGUCCUCUCAUUCAGGCUUCCAGCUGUCAGUUGUGCUGAUUCAUAAAAAACAAAAACAAACAAGCUCAAAAUCCCAAGGAAAGUAGAGAGUCUUUAAACUCAAUUGUAAAAUUCCUUGCCCCACAUCUUAACCCUUGUUUCCUCAGUGUUUUCACAUACACAUUUUAUCAAACAACCCAAACACAGUUUCAUUUGGCCUUAACUUAGGAAGUGGCUCUUUAGUUUCUAAAGAGUCUAAUAAUGUCAGAGUCCCAUUUGAUAACUGUCUUUUGUCUCACUUUAAAUUUCAUGUUAGUUCUUGAAUCCCUUACAGUUCUGGGAGUAGUGAACAGGGCUCUGGUUUUCUCCCAUUUGGCUUUUACUUGACUGUUUUCCUGAAAUUCUCUUUUACAACUUAACUUUCCUACCCCCUAAAGCACCCUCCCCAUCUUCUACCACCUGGUGACAUGGCCCCAGCCACACGAUCUAUGAUCCAUUCCCUUAAGUUUUGUGACAUGAUCAUAGCCUACUCUGCAGUUCCCACCACCUCUACUUUCUACUUUUUUUUUUUUUUUGGUAGAGACAGAGUCACUUUAUGGCCCUCGGUAGAGUGCCGUGGCCUCACCCAGCUCACAGCAACCUCCAACUCCUGGGCUUAGGCGAUUCUCUUGCCUCAGCCUCCCGAGUAGCUGGGACUACAGGUGCCUGCCACAACACCUGGCUAUUUCUUUCUGUUGCAGUUUGGCCGGGGCCGGGUUUGAACCCGCCACCCUUGGUAUAUGGGGCCAGCGCCCUACUCACUGAGCCACAGGCGCCGCCUUCUACUUUCUACUUUUAUCUUUCUUUGCAUUUUGACUUAUUCUCAUGGUGUCAGCAUAUCCCUCUACACGGGUGUUUUUCAGUGGCUUUCCUUCUGUUUUGACCUCUUUCCUAAAUUCUUUUCACAUUCCUGAUUCUGUUCUCACCAUCUUUUCUAGAUACUCCAUAGACAGCCAUGCUAUAAAACAAAUAUGAGGUUGGAUGCCUGCUUAGGUAAAUAUGAUCGCACACAUACAUACAAACACACUCAGCCACACACAGUGAAAGCAUUCCUGAAAAGACAUUUGCAGGAAGAGGGUUUCUUGAUUAUGCUGUUGGGACGGAAAGUACUUGGAAUGGGAAAGAAGAUAGUUCAGCAAUUUCUCAGAAAAUUUCUAGACCGCCUGAAGAUACGCCAGAGGAGAAAAGUAAUAGGGAUGAACAGCAGUUUCAAUUUACCUGUCCUCAAGAAUCCUGUGAUAUCUUAUUUUACUUACUUACUUAUUUUACUGAACAACCCUGGUGACAGCUUUGAUCAGCUAUAAGCCCUGCUCCCUUGUUCCUUUGUGCACUUCUGCAUUUCAGAAAUUAAUUUUUUUUUUGAGACAGAGUCUUAGUUGGUCACUCUCAGUAGAGAGCAGUGGUGUCUCAGCUCACAGCAACCUCAAACUCUUGCGUUCAAGUGAUCCACUUGCCUCAGCCUCCCAAGUAGCUGGGACCACAGAUGCCUGCCACAAAGCCUGGCUAUUUUUUUUUUUUUUUUUUUUAUGGUCAUGACUUUAUUUCACCUUGGAGAGAAAGUGCUCAUUAUACCCUUUCCCUUCAUUCACGGUAAAGGUCAGCCUCCGUCGCAACUGCAAAUAGUGGAGUCCUUAAUAACAUCGGCUUAGUCCUAAGCUGCUGGACUUGAAUUCUAGAUCUACUAUGUUUUGGGCAAGUUACUUGACCUCUUUUGCCUCAGUCUGACCAGUGGUAAAAUGGGGCUUCACGUAGUACUUGUCUGAUGGAAUGGUUGUUGAAGACUAAACAAAUAUAUUUAUGUCAAGUGCUAAGAAAAGGACCUGACCUACAGAGAGCCUUUCAUGUUAAUGGUUGCUAGUCAUGCCCUGUAUCCCAGCCAUUCUAUUCCAGUUAUUAAUAUAUUUAUUCUUCCCUUUCUUCUUUCCACAUCAUAAGUUCUGAACUUCUUGGGCCUGUUUUCUCUUUGUACUUGACUUAUGAAACUCCAGCACUUGCCCUUGAAAACCACAGGCCAUCCAAGCAGCUAGUGAAGAAAUCUCAGCCAGAGGAGGAGAAAGGUGUUCUCUUUUCCCUUGGGCUGAAGAAGGGCAGAAACCACACUGUGGUAUAAAGCUGCCAUCUCUGUUCUUUCAAACAAAGGAGUUGUGCAAGAUAGCUGAGCUGAGGCUGGGCGUGGUGGCUCACAACUGUAUCCUAGCACUCUGGGAGGCCAAGGCAGGUAGAUAGCUUGAGUUCACUGGUUUCAGACCAUCCUGAGCUAAAAGCAAGACCCCAUCUCUACUAAAAAAAAUAGAAAAACUGAGGCAAGAGGCUCGCUUGAGCCCAAGAGUUCGAGGUUGCUGUGAGCUAUGAUGCCAUGGCACUCUACCCUAGGGCAAUGGCUUGAGACUCUGUUUAUGGGGACACAGUCUGGUCUUUGGAUUCACUGGGCUGGAAACUCCAUCUUGACAGCAACCUUCUUGGCAGCCCCACGGAAACUUCUGCUCUAUUUUUUUUUUAGAGACGAGCUCUCUGGCUCAGGCUGAUCUCGAACCCAGGAGGCAAUCCACCCGCCUCGGCCUCCCAGAGUGCUAAUAUUACAGAUGUAAGCCACAUGACCAGCUUCAGAAAUUAAUUUUAAUCAAUACUAUUUCUAUUGUUUAUUUCUACUGAACUCUUGAAUUUCAGUCCAUUAGCUAGACACUCAGGACUUCUUAUCCUAAGGCCACAUUACCUUAUUUUUAAGUCUUUGAUGUUAAAAAUAAUGAAUAGAUAAUGAAAACAUUUUAGGAGAUUACCAGUUACAAAACUCUCAUUAUUUGAAGCAUAGUCUCUGACAGAGUCAUCAACAUUAUUUUUACCCUUUCUGCACAAAGGAAAGAGGCAAAAAGGAGGAUAAUACUCUUGCUCAUGAUAAUGAAAAACAGUAACUUGUAUGACCUCUAGAAUUGACAUACAAAUUUUGAGUAUAGUUUCCGAUGAUGUGUAAUGAGCCAAAAGUCUUUAUUAAUCAAAAGUAGACAUAAAAGACAUGUAGAAUAUUACAAAUCUGGAAGGCUAGAGAGGAGGUUUUCAUAGACAGCUUUAUGAGGGCACUCACAAGGUUGCCAAUUGUAGAACAGGAGUUUACCAUAAUGGUUUGGCAUUUUACCUUCUUUCCUUUUCUUACCUCUCCAUUUUAGGUAGCUUUGUUAUUUGGCUUUUUGUCACAGUUUCCACUGCAUUUAACCUGUCCUCUUACCUAUAAUUAUGAGGUCAACUACAGGAACUAUAGGUGUACAGAUAAAGUUCCAUCUGCUAGAACUGAAUCAGAAAAGGUCAAGUUACAGAAAUCUAAGACUUAAAUGAAUAAAAAUAUAGGAAAUGAUAGAUUUGGGAAAAAAGAAUGUAAAGCCUGAAGUAUUUCAUUUUCUAUAAGACAUUGCAUUCAUUGUAAGUUCUCGAACCCCUCAUGGCAUUGAUACAAGUCACCUCAUUUUACAACCAAGGACAUGACAUUCAGGGAUUUGGAUAAGCUCCCCAAGGUUGCUACAAAUAUUAAGUAGAGAACUAUCCCAGCUUAACUGGCCUAAACAAUGGCCUUACUGUAGAUAAUGCAGACAAAUGGAGAACUUUUGUGGAAACUUGUAUACUUCACUGUUACAAACAUCAUCACAUUUAAUAUAUUCACCACCAAACUGAGGUUUGACAGAAAACCUGUUUACUAUCUUUGAUGUAUUUCUAACGUACAGCUUAUUGUUGUCUAAUGUAACACCUUCAGAACAAAGGUGCUAAAUAGACUGAAAAAACUAAAGAGCAGAAUGGAAAAGGCAAUUCUCAGAAUGGAUGCUGGUUCUGUAUUUGGAACAUGAUGGUUCUAUAGAUGUUAUUAGAGGAAACGAAAAUCUUUCAUUGUCCAAAUCACGUCUUUAAUCCGACCAUAUGUGAAUUCAAAUUUAUAUGUCUUAGUAAUACGUAGAACAUUAUUAGUGAAUUAAGUGAGAGCAUUGUCGUUUGGAGGUCACAUAUAAGCAAUUGUUUAUAAUCACUCCUGCUGGGAGAUUUCUAAUACAAGUGUACUCUUGAGCAUAUAAAAAUAGAAGGGAGGUGUGUAGUUGGAGGACAGACAUGUUCCUUACUCUCAAGACCUAUCUCAUGCCUUGUGUUUAGAACUCAUUGGUUGGUUAAACAUCUCAUUGAUUUGGAAGGAAUCCAGAUUUAUUGGAAUGGAUGGUAAAGUGAUAGUAUAAGAAGUUAAAUAUAAUAAUAAAAAGUCUGAAAAGGAAAGAGAAAAGUAUACGUGGAAUAGAUGUCAGGGACCCCAAAGAUAUUUAGAAAUACAAGUUGUACUGCCUUCGUUGCAUUGAUUCUCUUGGAAAAAGAAGGCCCAAAUGAUUAAGGGAGUCAGAGAUAAUAUUCACAAAUUUUAUAGCUUCCUGUGGAGAAUGUUCGUUUUUCUCCCCACCAGGAUUCCUUCUCCCUUCCUUGUUAAAGGAAACUGAGCAUGUGCAGUUGGGUUGGGAUCAUGGCUGUCGCCUUCAGGGUGUGUAGUACAUUGCCCAGGCCUAACCCAUCUCAGACCAGCCCCGCUGGGCCCAGAGAUUCAUACAGGGCUGCACACACAUCUGAAGUCAGGCCAGUGAGAAUACUCCCCAGGACUUUUGAUUUAAUGACUGGAAAAGAAGUAUCCUCUUCUGUGAUCAGAAGCGCAAGAAAUAUGCAAAUCUGGAGCCCCCAGGAGCCAUCUUUACUGCAAAUUGAUAAGAGUCGGUGUCCAAAGAUGAGAAGAAAAGGACAGCUGAUCCAGGGAGCUCCAAAAACAUCAUUCAAGCACCCGAAUCCAGCCAGCUGGAAUCCAGUCUAGCAUCUCCACUGGACUCUUCCUGUUAUAUGAGCCCAGGAGUGUCAUUUUUUUUUCUCAAGCUCUUUUGAGUUAGAAUAUGAUUAUCUGGACAGAUGCACUUCCUCAUUUUUGUUACCUAAUUCUGCACAGUGAAUUGCACAAACCCUCUAGAUGAAAGGUCCUGUGUGGUUUCCUUUGGGUGGUGGUGGCAAUGGUGGUACUUUGAAGGUUUGCUACUACUCUUCUGCCAAUCUUCGGCAUAACAACCUCAAAUAACCUCCAUGGAAGACAAUGCAUGGCUUUGGUCAUGUGCAGGAGAAGAGAGGAGGGAAGCCACACUGGAUUUAAAGAAAGCCUGCUUGGGGCUUAGAUAUUUCAAAGCCUGAGGGAGUUUCCUUGUGCAACAUUCACUCAUUAAACAACAAAUGAGUAUUCUGAAUUAUUUAAAAAUUUUCCCCUGUGAUGUUUCUGACACACAAAACUGUAUAAAGGAUUACACAACAGUCACCAGGGGCCGCAGCCCAGCAUGUGCAAUAAGGUGUUAUCAGUGCAGUAGAAGCUUCUGUGAUCCCUCCUGUCACAUAAUCCUCCCUUCUUCAUCCUCUACCCCUGAGGAAAUCACUAAGAUCUUUGAAGAUUGGUCCCGUGA
Molecule: messenger RNA, 8334 nt
Organism: Nycticebus coucang (slow loris)
Lineage: Eukaryota; Metazoa; Chordata; Mammalia; Primates; Lorisidae
Product: pantetheine hydrolase VNN2
Exons: 8
Coding region: 293-1855 (520 amino acids)
Molecular function (GO): hydrolase activity, acting on carbon-nitrogen (but not peptide) bonds, in linear amides
Source: RefSeq, a predicted model, not a curated record